GGAAGCGUGGAGGACUUCAAGCGACGUCGCGCCACCGAGAUCAAACAUGGUCGCAUUUCGAUGUUGGCCACCAUGGGAUACAUCACCCCAGAGAUCACUGGCAAAUUCCCUGGCUACUUAUCUCCAUCCGCCGGUUUGAAGUUUGCCGAUGUGCCUAAUGGUUUGGCUGCCAUCUCAAAGGUCCCAGCCGCAGGAUGGGCUCAGAUCUUGGCCUACAUGGCUUUCUGCGAGGUCUCACAGGAACAGACCCCAGGAAGUGCUGCGUAUGCUGGGGACUUUGGAUUCAAGGUGUUGACUGCUUCUGACCCGGCUGAGAAAACCAAAAAACUUAAUGCCGAAAUCGCUAACGGAAGACUUGCGAUGAUGGCCAUCAUCGGCAUGUUUUUCCAGGAUGGUCUGACCGGAAGCGCCUGGGGAGACUGGGCCAACUACACAGCAUCUCCUUUGCGCGCAUUCGAGAAUGAACUCGGCGUGCAGGCGCCCGUGGGUUUCUGGGAUCCCGCCGGCUUUACCGCCGACGGAAGCGUGGAGGACUUCAAGCGACGCCGCGCCACCGAGAUCAAACAUGGUCGCAUUUCGAUGUUGGCCACCAUGGGAUACAUCACCCCAGAGAUCACUGGCAAAUUUCCUGGCUACUUAUCUCCAUCCGCCGGUUUGAAGUUCGCCGAUGUGCCUAAUGGUUUGGCUGCCAUCUCAAAGGUCCCAGCCGCAGGAUGGGCUCAGAUCUUGGCCUACAUGGCUUUCUGCGAGGUCUCCCAGGAACAGACCCCAGGAAGUGCUGCGUAUGCUGGAGACUUUGGAUUCAAGGUGUUGACUGCUUCUGACCCGGCUGAGAAAACCAAAAAGCUUAAUGCCGAAAUCGCUAACGGAAGACUUGCGAUGAUGGCCAUCAUCGGCAUGUUUUUCCAGGAUGGUCUGACCGGAAGCGCCUGGGGAGACUGGGCCAACUACACAGCAUCUCCUUUGCGCGCAUUCGAGAAUGAACUCGGCGUGCAGGCACCCGUGGGUUUCUGGGAUCCCGCCGGAUUUACCGCCGACGGAAGCGUGGAGGACUUCAAGCGACGUCGCGCCACCGAGAUCAAACAUGGUCGCAUUUCGAUGUUGGCCACCAUGGGAUACAUCACCCCAGAGAUCACUGGCAAAUUUCCUGGCUACUUAUCUCCAUCCGCCGGUUUGAAGUUCGCCGAUGUGCCUAAUGGUUUGGCUGCCAUCUCAAAGGUCCCAGCCGCAGGAUGGGCUCAGAUCUUGGCCUACAUGGCUUUCUGCGAGGUCUCCCAGGAACAGACCCCAGGAAGUGCUGCGUAUGCUGGAGACUUUGGAUUCAAGGUGUUGACUGCUUCUGACCCGGCUGAGAAAACCAAAAAACUUAAUGCCGAAAUCGCUAACGGAAGACUUGCGAUGAUGGCCAUCAUCGGCAUGUUUUUCCAGGAUGGUCUGACCGGAAGCGCCUGGGGAGACUGGGCCAACUACACAGCAUCUCCUUUGCGCGCAUUCGAGAAUGAACUCGGCGUGCAGGCGCCCGUAGGUUUCUGGGAUCCCGCCGGAUUUACCGCCGACGGAAGCGUGGAGGACUUCAAGCGACGUCGCGCCACCGAGAUCAAGCAUGGUCGCAUUUCGAUGUUGGCCACCAUGGGAUACAUCACUCCAGAGAUCACUGGCAAAUUCCCUGGCUACUUAUCUCCAUCCGCCGGUUUGAAGUUCGCCGAUGUGCCUAAUGGUUUGGCUGCCAUCUCAAAGGUCCCAGCCGCAGGAUGGGGUCAGAUCUUGGCCUACAUGGCUUUCUGCGAGGUCUCCCAGGAACAGACCCCAGGAAGUGCUGCGUAUGCUGGAGACUUUGGAUUCAAGGUGUUGACCUCUUCUGACCCGGCUGAGAAAACCAAAAAGCUUAAUGCCGAAAUCGCUAAUGGAAGACUUGCGAUGAUGGCCAUCAUCGGCAUGUUUUUCCAGGAUGGUCUGACCGGAAGCGCCUGGGGAGACUGGGCCAACUACACGGCAUCUCCUUUGCGCGCAUUCGAGAAUGAACUCGGUGUGCAGGCGCCCGUGGGCUUCUGGGAUCCCGCCGGAUUUACCGCCGACGGAAGCGUGGAGGACUUCAAGCGACGUCGCGCCACCGAGAUCAAGCAUGGUCGCAUUUCGAUGUUGGCCACCAUGGGAUACAUCACUCCAGAGAUCACUGGCAAAUUCCCUGGCUACUUAUCUCCAUCCGCCGGUUUGAAGUUCGCCGAUGUGCCUAAUGGUUUGGCUGCCAUCUCAAAGGUCCCAGCCGCAGGAUGGGGUCAGAUCUUGGCCUACAUGGCUUUCUGCGAGGUCUCCCAGGAACAGACCCCAGGAAGUGCUGCGUAUGCUGGAGACUUUGGAUUCAAGGUGUUGACCUCUUCUGACCCGGCUGAAAAGACCAAAAAGCUUAAUGCCGAAAUCGCUAACGGAAGACUUGCGAUGAUGGCCAUCAUCGGCAUGUUUUUCCAGGAUGGUCUGACCGGAAGCGCCUGGGGAGACUGGGCCAACUACACAGCAUCUCCUUUGCGUGCCGAGUCCGCUUAGGUGCCACCAUUUUGGAUCGGACCUGCCGAACCGAGGAGAAAAGGGCCUGUUGAUCCACUGUUGGAACUGGUCAUUCAUGGAACGAGAUGCCAUCUGUGGGAGUGACUGCACUAAGUCACCACUUUGCAAAACGGGUGGUCAAGGUAGGCCUGGAAGGUGACGAAUCAUGGAUUGGUCAACC
Molecule: messenger RNA, 2722 nt
Organism: Cladocopium goreaui
Lineage: Eukaryota; Dinophyceae; Suessiales; Symbiodiniaceae
Source: the annotation of a GenBank genome assembly